AAAUGGUGAACCACGCCCGGAAGGUUUUCAGUCUGUUUAAACCGACUGCCGAGUGGUUUAACGACGCGGUGAGAGCUUCAGGGCUUAGUGGGCUCUGCAUGACGGGGUAUUCCACCAUCAGCCACGGCAUGCAGGGGGCCUUUGUGGAGCGGUGGCACAAGGAGACGUCUUCUUUCCACUUACCGGUUGGGAAGAUGACGAUCACCUUGCAUGAUGUGCAGUGUCUUCUCCACCUGCCGAUCAGGGGGGCGCUGUUGCACCACUCCCGGAUCCAGAGGAUCGAAGCCAGUGAGUGGAUGGCGCUCUAUUUGGGUAUGGAGCCCGAAGUUGCUCACUUUGAGUGCAUCACGACCUGUGGGCCUCAUACCCGGUUCACCACACUAAGCACUUAUUUCGAGCACCACCUAGUGGCGGCGGCCGAAGCCGAGGAUGCGGGUGGCGACCUAUUUACACAUUAUCACCGUGGCUGCGCUCUCCGGUGCUGGUACAUGUAUGUGGUAGGCGCUGCGAUCUUUGUGGACAAGAGUGCGAGGUACGUCGACGUGACCUACCUCCGCUACUUCAUGGACUUGACCACCGUUCACCAGUGGAACUGGGGGGCAACUACUCUGGCAUACCUAUACCAGAAGCUGAAUGAGGCCUCCAACUGGAGGACGAGGCAAUUGACCGAAUCCUACACACUACUUACGAGCUGGAUCAUCUCUUACUUCUCCCGCAUCCACGACUUCCACAUUGAUCCUGAUUACGAUGAUGCCAUGCCCAGGGCCGCCAGAUACGUUCUCCAGAGGGGGAACAAUGCAGUGGGACCAUACCGUGGGUACCUGGACCGCACGAUGCAUGAUGACGUCACUUGGAGGCCAUUCAGCGACUACACUCAUAUUGUCCCCUUUGACGGCAUAUCUUUAUAUUCUGGCUGGUUGGCAUGCAGGACCAGCACCAUGGUUCAGUAUCUCCCUGAGCGGUGCAUGCGUCAGUUCAGAUUUGUGUAGAUGAUACCCAGGUCACCUUUUGAGGCUGCUCCCGACACAGUGACCCGAGUGCACUCACUGCCAUAUUUGAGGAUUGGGAGAAUCAUGUGGUACCAGAGGAGUAUCGUCGCAUUCGGGUCACCCAGGACUGGCACAGUGUGGAGGGAUACGUCACAUGGUUCUAUCGGGUGUCACAUCCUCUGCUGACACCCGACGCUCCCGGCGCUCUUAGGCCAGCACACGAGGAGAUCCUAGAGAACCAGCAGGCCGAGGAUGAUCACGCCAUUGAUCUCUUGCCGAUCUGCCAGCGGAUAGAGAUGCUUGGGCGGGACGCGUUGGAUCGAGGUGUCGUUCAUCAGGGCGGUCUAGAGGCAGUCGCCGUGAUGGAGAUGACCGUCACUGAUGCGGGCCGUGCGGCGGCAUACAGGCGGCAGAGGAGGUCCCAGGGAGAGAGGGUUAGGCAUACCCAGUAGUGGUCGGGUUUAUUUUUUUUUGUUUUCGGAUUGUAUCUUUCGCACACUAUUAUUAUUUGGAUUUG
Vicia villosa (hairy vetch) is the source of this 1506-nucleotide messenger RNA. Its product is annotated as protein MAIN-LIKE 1-like. Gene Ontology annotation, biological process: meristem development; meristem maintenance. The transcript has 2 exons. The coding region runs from base 3 to 989 and encodes 328 amino acids. The record is from RefSeq and is a predicted model, not a curated record. NCBI's taxonomy places the organism in Eukaryota, Viridiplantae, Streptophyta, Magnoliopsida, Fabales, Fabaceae.